Molecule: messenger RNA, 7895 nt
Organism: Sarcophilus harrisii (Tasmanian devil)
Lineage: Eukaryota; Metazoa; Chordata; Mammalia; Dasyuromorphia; Dasyuridae
Gene: VEZT
Product: vezatin, adherens junctions transmembrane protein
Exons: 12
Coding region: 263-2686 (807 amino acids)
Biological process (GO): cell-cell adhesion
Cellular component (GO): plasma membrane
Molecular function (GO): myosin binding
Source: RefSeq, a predicted model, not a curated record
AAAUCCAGGACCUCUCAGCGCCCCCUAAGGGCGGCGGAUUUAACAGCUCAACGUCCAGCCCAGGGGAAUCUCAGGAUUUCAAUCCUUUCUUCGCCCCCGCCCCUCGGCUGGCCGGAAGAGAGGAACCGCAAGCCGCGGGACAUGCUGGGAGAUGUAGUUCAGCACCCCUUUCGAGCCAGCUCGGGGCCCGCACGUCCCGCCCCCCCCGGGCUGACGGACUUCAUUUCCCAUCGUGCCGGGGCGGGUGGCAUGGCGGAGAAGGAUGACACCGGAGUUUGACGAAGAAGUGGUGUUUGAGAAUUCUCCACUUUACCAGUACUUACAAGAUUUGGGACAGACUGACUUUGAAAUAUGUUCUUCCGUAUCACCAAAAGCAGAACAAUGUACCUCCGAGGAGGGACAGCAAGAGAAUUCUACCAAGAUGCCAUCAAAUGGUAUUCUGUUAAACUUGGCUGAAAGUUUUACCAGGUGGACAUCACUGUUUCAAUGCUGUAAGAAUGAUGACUUGCUCCGCAAAUUGGAUGUGGGAUUCCGACUUGACUCCCUCCAUACCAUCCUGCAACAGGAAGUGCUGCUACAAGAGGAUGUGGAACUGAUCGAGCUUCUUGACCCCAGUAUCCUGUCUACAGGACAGCCUCGGCAACAGGAAGAUGGACACCUUCCAACUCUACGGUCCUUAGCAACUCCUAAUAUUUGGGAUGUCUCAAUGCUGCUAGGCUACGUUAGUUUCUUCAUUAUGAUUCCUGCUUGGUGGAAUAUUUCUUCCUGGCCACUGUGGGGACUCAUUCUCAUUGUUUACUUGGUUAUAAGAGCUUCAGGCUGGUGGAGGACAGCCAGAUUACAGAUGACUUUAAGAAAAUACAAUGUUCAGCUAGAAGAUACAGUAGCAAAUAGCCGUGCUUUUACCAACCUUGUGAGAAAGUCUUUACGCCUUAUUCAAGAGACUGAAGUCAUUUCCAGAGGAUUUACCCUUUUGCUUGACAGGGUCAGUGCUGCUUGCCCAUUCAACAAAGCUGGACAGCCUCCUAGUCAGCAUCUCAUCGGCCUUCGGAAAGCUGUCUACCGAACUGUUAGAGCCAACUUCCGAGCAGCAAGGCUAGCUACCCUCUAUAUGCUGAAAAACUACCCUCUGAAUUCGGAGAGUGACAACGUGACCAACUACAUCUGUGUGGUACCUUUUAAGGAGCUGGGCCUGGGCCUAAGUGAAGAACAGGUGUCAGAGGAAGAAGCACAUAAUCUGACAGAUGGCUUCAGCUUGCCUGCAUUGAAGGUUUUGUUCCAACUCUGGGUAGGACAGAGUUCAGAAUUCUUCCGGAGGCUGGCACUGCUCCUCUCGACUGUGAAUGCACCUCGAGGGCCCUUCCUCACACCUGCCCUUUCCUCUCAUCGUGUCCUGUAUGAUGUGACUCAAGGUCUACCUCACGCACAUGCUGCCUGUUUGGAAGAACUGAAGCGCAGCUAUGAGUUUUAUAGAUACUUUGAAACUCAGCAUCGGUCUGAAGCACAGCGCUUGUCCAAAACAAAGCAGAAGUCGAGAGAACUGAAUAGCCUUCACACAGCAGUGCGCAGCCUUCAGCUCCAUCUGAAAGCAUUGCUGAAUGAGGUUAUAAUUCUUGAGGACGAACUUGAAAAGCUUGUUGGCACUAAGGAAGCAAAUGCUCUAGCAUCAGAGGCUUAUCAAAUCCUGGAGCAGAAGUUAAAGUUGCUCCAGCCUCGAGUACAAGCAAGCAACAGUUGCUGGGAAGAGGCCCUUUCUCAAGUAGAUAAACUGGUACGAAGAAAUUCAGAUAAAAAAGGCAAACCUGAAGUAUCAUGUGAAACUCCACACUGUGCCACAGUACCUUUGUCACAACCUACACUACAUAUUGAAGACAAGGACCCAAUACCUGAAGAGCAGGAAUUGGAAGCUUAUGUGGAUGAUACAGACCUGGACAGUGAUUUCAGAAGAGAUGAUUUUUAUUAUUUGUCUCAAGAAGACAGAGAGAGGCAGAAGCGGGAGCGGGAAGAAUCUAAAAGAGUAUUACAGGAAUUAAAAUCAGUGUUAGGAUUUAAAGCCUCGGAAUCAGAGAGGCAAAAAUGGAAGCAGCUUCUAUUUAGUGAUCAUGCUGUGAUGAAACCCUUGUCUCCUGUAGAGCCAAUGGACCCCAUUAAUAAUUCAGAAUCAUCUGUGAAUUCAAAUAAAGAAAAGGAGGGUCAUAAAAAUGAAAUUGACCCUGAAGAGGGAAAUAGUGAACUAAAUCCUACCCCAAAUGACAAUGAAAUAAGUAGGACUGAGUAUGUAUGUGACAUUUCUUCAGACUGUCAAAAUAAAGACAAUGCUGUGAAAGAAGGCUUCUUGGCAGAGGCUGAAGAACGAACAUGUUACCAGUGUGAGAGUGAAAAUGAGUCUGAGCACACUCCCAAAGGAGGUGGGGAGACUCCUCAGUCGGCCCUCAGUGGCUCUUUACAGGCCUCCAUCCGGGAGAGGCUGGCACGUCUCCACCCAGCCCCAGAUUUCAGCAUCACUUCUGGUCUUGCUGCACAAGUGGCUGCAAGAUCUCUUACGUUUACCAACAUGGAGGAACAGACUUUUGAAGACAGUGAGAUAGAAGAGGAAGAUGAAGAACAGCAGACAAGACAAGAAAAUGAAAACAAGGCUGAAGAAAGCAAGAACAAAGAAACAAAUGUAGAAAAUAAAGGAAUAUAAUUCUCAGUACUUAAGAAACAUCAUAUUAGGCUUCUUAGCUGGAUAAAGAAGUUUCAGAGUGUUCCAUUAAAAGGGAUGAUGCAUUCAUACCCCAUAAGGGGUUACUUAAUAAGGCUUCACAGAGAAAAUCAUAGUUGGAAAAACUGAUCUAAAUUACUCUUAAAUGGCGCACUGAGAGAGUGUUUCCAUUUUCUUGCAUAUAUGGGAACAUGCAAAAUCUCCCUAGAAGAAACUGCUAUUUUAUUAUGACAUUGACUGAUACUAUGGCGAUGAUUUCAAGAUUUUGUCAGUUUAUCACUUAUAAUAUGAAAUGUGUAUUUCCUAUUUCUGGCCUGAAUUUGCUCUUGAAAAAGGUAAUUGGAAUCACACUGAAAGAACACAACUAUUUGGUGUGAUGCCUUCUUUACCACUUUUACCUUUGCACUUAGUAACUGUAGUAUGUGUGUGUUCAUGGCAAGUCAUCUGUAUUUUCUUUAAUUCAUUACAAUCCUGAAACAAGAGUUAGAUUUAAAUAAAAAUAUUCAACUAUCCAUAUAAUUUAUGUGUCCUAGGGUUUGGGAUUGGAAAGUAGUUUUAAGAAAACCACCUUUGUGGUUUCCCAGGUUUAUUAUAUAUGUGUAUAUUGAUUAACAAAAUUUCAAGGUGAGUUAAUGAAUCAUUUGUGGGGUUUUUUAAUGUAACAUUUAUUUGAAAAGUUUCCUCUUGAUAUGGCAUUUCUUUAAUUUGCUUUCUAUUGGCUAUCAAAAGAACACCACAAUCCAGUUUGAUUCUUCCCUAGAUUUAGAGAGGUAAUGGUAUAAUGUGGAUUAUCUUUAAAGUUUCAUAAAAUCACAAAUUCAGAUUCUGAUAUCUUAACAGUUUAAGUGAAGAAAUUGUAGAAAGAUGAUUGUUUCCAAAAGUUGGCAUACUGUUCCACAUGGAUAGUUGGCAUCCUUUAUACUUUUAGGAAGAGUAAAUGUUUGCUUUGGCUAAAAUUCUGGGAUCCAUCAGGAAAUUAAUGUGAGUGUGUAUCUGGGAGUCUACUGUAUUUUCUUAAAUAUAUUUAGUGAAAUUUAAGAGAAAAAUGCCCUUUUCUAUGUAUUGUAUCAUCAUAUGUUCUUAUAUAAAUUACUUACUCUUCUUAGAUAUCAAUGUUAUUCAUUCUCUUAUUAGCAGCAUUUGUAUCUUGUGGUACAAGGAUUAAAAAAGGGUAACUUUAGGAAAAGCAUCCUUAAUAGUUUUGUCCCUGUUUCCUCCGAUGUUUGUCUAGAUGUGGUUUUAUUUUCAGUAUGAAAUAUUCUCAGAAGAUUUAAUCAAGAAUUUCAAACUUUACUACUUGGCCCUUUUUAUUCACCCUUAAAUAUUUUCAUGUUAAAAUGUUACAACCAUGAUCUUGCAUCUUGGAUCUUGGAAGGUUAUUUGAUAUUCUUAAUUUUUUUUAUUCUUCUGCACAGUUUCCAAGAUUCAUCUUUCAUCUUGAAAUAAUUUCAACUACAUGUGAAUGUCAUCUUCACUAAUAGUUCUUGAUUAUACUUCUCCUAAGAAUUAAUAUUAAUAUUGUUUGACUUUACCAUAUAUCCCCUACAUAGAUCACAUAAAUGAGAAUAACAAAAGCAUUUUGUCAAGUUACCUGUGUUCAUUUGCAUUAUGUUAUUUGGUUCCCAGAUAGACCAUUAGCCACUAUAGGUGCUAAAUUAUUGGGCAUGGAUAAUAGACCCUCAUUGCUUAUCUAGUAAUUGUUGGCCUAAGUUGAGAGGGAGAGAUAGAACAGAAAAAAUAUAUAUAUUUCUACACAUCCUGGCUUAAUAAGAUGUUUCCUUUGCUAUAGAAGCUAUCCCAACAAUUUUUAUAGACAUGGCAUUCCUUCAGUGUCCCUGAAACUAAAAAGAAAUCUUGGCCACAGAAUGUAUCUGUACCAAACAAUAAAUGAAAUAGGCAAAUGUUUAGGUUGUUGUACAGUUACUCCAUUAGAAACAAUAGCAUCUUUGUCUCAAUAUAAAUGAUUCUUUUAAUAAAUUGGAUUUUUCUCUAAAAGUAUAUGUCCUACUUAUUUACAAACCUUUUUAUUUCUCUUUAACUGCUAUGCCCAUCAGAAACAGUGAUAGUUUUUCUCCUAGUCUUAAACAAUAUAAGUCCCUUAAAACCAAAGGAUCAUAGAUUUACAAUGGAAAGGAUUCUUCAAGCCCAUCUAAAUCAACCCCUUCUGUGUGGUGUUAAGAAAACUGGUGCCCACAGCAGUCAUAUAAAUUGUCUAAGACCGCACAGAGAUUAAGGGGCAGAGCCAGAUUUGGAGCUGAAUACCCUGCUCUCCCAAGCCACCAUUCCUUCACACAGUCCAUGUUUGUACAGUCAGAAAACACAGAUAGAAUUUUCCCCAUUUCCUUAAUUCAUGCAAUUCUGGUUAGGGAAAUUAUUUAGAUAAUUUGUUCUGAAAAAUUUUCAAAACAUUCUUGCCCACCAAGUUUUCAACAACUUUUCCACAAUUGAAAAGUCAUUUUAAAGAAUGAACCUGGAAUCAUUGAGCAUGCUGUGAUUGUUCUUUUAGUUUUUGUUAAAAUUCCUACAUGCCCACAACUAGAUUUUUUAAGAAUUUAAGUUUGUGACUGUAUAUUGUUUGUCUAGUCACUUUAUUUCUUAAGUAGGAAUUAUAGAAUUAAAGUAAUUAAAUCUAAGUUACUUUUUUUUUUUUUACUGUUUCUAUAAGAACUAAACUCUCCAGUUAUAAGAAACACAAAAAAUUACUAAUGACUCUUUCAGACACUUAAAAAUUACCAAUUUGAGAUUUUAAUAUCACAAAAAAAAUUUUCUUUAUCUCUACUAUUUUCCAAUAUUGGGAUAAAUUCUUCAUGGUUUAGCUCCUUUUCUCAAACUUGAGUUAUAAUAAUAUAUGGCAUCUAAUUUUGGAAAUAGAAUUUUUGAAACUAUGACUGGUCAUCUAGUGUACAUAUAUUACUGAAAUAGACUAAAAGACCCAAUUCUCAGAAAUGCACACGUGUAUAUACAUAUAUAUGUGUGUGUGUGUAUAUAUAUAUAUAUAUACACACACACACAGAUGUUGUGUAGAGAGAAGCCCCCAAAAUAAAUCAUAAUGAUUUCUUUGUAUUUAAAACAAUUUGAGGUAAAUUUAUCUGUUAUCUUCUAAUGGGAAAAGGAGAGAAUUACAUGAACUAGUCCCAAAAAUAGAGCUUCUGAAUCCAAUUCCAGGCUAUCUUUGUUGAAAUAAUUAUACUCAAAAAUUUUCAAGUCAUUGUUACUGCAACUAGAAAAACAAAUAAGAUGGAUUCAUUUGACAUUCAGUCACAUUUUUUUGGAUUAGCUACCACCAAGAAACAGGGUCAUAGAAAAUCAGAUUUUUCAAUUUAUUCUUUUUCUAAAUAUACAUAUAUAUUCAAUGCCAAAUAGGAUUUGCUUAAGUCAGUAAUGGCCCACAAAAUAAUUUCAUCAUUAAAAUAAAGCCACACCUCACAAGUUUUGUUGAAAUUAUAUAUCUUCUCCUUAAGUGCAGUAAUUUCUCAUUUAUCCUUAAUCACUGAAAAAGGAAAUCAUCCAUAUUUAAGGAAAUUUUUCCAAUAAUUGAUAGUUAACUUUUUAAGCAUGAAAUCUGUUGAUGGUUGAUUGAGCUAUUUUUGAUAAUUCUCGUUAAAAUAUAUUACACGUGUUUCCAUCUUCUCAAACAGAGCAUAUAGACCAUAGUUAAACCUUUAUAUUAUCUGUCACAUGGGGACAUUAAUUACUUUAGUGUGCUAUAAUAUGCAGUUAAAGGCUAACGAGAUCGGCCCAGUGGUUGUUCCAACACAAAAGGACCAGAAUCCUGUCUGAUGCUAAGCUGCUGCUUGGGGCUGUUGAUGUCUCCUAACCUGCUGGUUAUCAGAAACCAGAUAACUGACUUUAUUGGAAUCAUGCAUUAAAUAAAACUAAAAUGCUAUAUAUGAGUCUUACUGAAGAAUAUGAGCUUAAAUACAUAGAUUUUUGGCUCAUCUGAUAAUCUGACUGUUCUAGCUCAUUUCUGCUUCCUUUCUUGUUUUCUCCUGGGAUCUAGACAGUGAAAUUUCUGCAUAAGAAGAAUAGAUAGGCACUAACUUUAGGAUUUCAUUGUCAUAGGGAGCUCCCUAGUGAGGAAAUUCUCUCCCCCAAUGCAGGGUGGCACCUUCUCCUAAUCUUAAGAGAUCUUCCUAGAACAUAGGGACAGUAUGUGCCAGAGGCUUGAAGGCUAUUUCACUAUUGAAGUGACUUGUAAAGGAUGGAUUUCUCUAAGCUUUCAAGUUCAAUAUAAAAAUAAGGUUUUAGAAUUCUGAACUUGAAAAAUUAAAUUCCUAACAGCUUUCCAGCAUUUCCUUAUAUAAUACGUUUGUAAAUCUGUGUAUUUAUAAACACAUCCCAAUAUACUGUUGUCAGAUGUUUUGUUAUUAAUGAGGCAGAUCCACAAACUUCUUUAAUUGUCUAAGUCAUCCUAAGUGUCCACAGACAAAUCAUCCAUUUGGAAAAAUGCAAGCAUUAUCUAGUGAAUUGUGUCUAAUGGGAAUCCUAAAGUAAUGAGUCAUUCUAGGCAGCCAGAUAUUCUAUAGGAGGUUUUGCCUUAGUUUUUUAUGCCUCCACAUUUUUUAAAACCAUUUUAAAUGGAAAAUUUUUUGUAAGAUAUAUUACAUAUUUCCCUGCCUUCUUAAAACAUAGCCGACUAUCAAUACCUGAUAUUUGUAUAGUGCUUUAAAGUUUUCGGAGCACUUUGCAUAUGUUAAGUCAUUCAGGCUUCCCAACUCACUAAAGUAAGUGCUUUUGCUCAUUGUAAUCCCCAUUUUUGAGACUAGUAAGCUGAGGUCAAGAGAGGGUGAGUGAUUUUUCCAUCCAGGGUCACAGCUAAUUAGAAGCAGUAUUUGAACACAGGUUCCUAACCUAACUACAACCCCCUAUUUUUCCACAUUACUCCUCUGAUUCUAUAUCUCAGUUGUUGGACUGUUUGCCUUGAGGCCCAUUAAAGUGAAUAGGACUGUUUGCUGCCCCUACAUUAAAUGACCACUCUUUACUGGGUUUUGUUUAAAUUUUAUGUCUGUUGAUGCCAGAAUGUUGAUUUCUUCUGUUGUGAAUGUCAGUAUUCCAAUUUGUAAUUUUCCCCUUCUCUCUUCAGUUUUAAUACUGCUUCUGUGAAGUUGGGGAUAAAAUAAAAAUAAAUAGAUCAUGCGGCCUAAGGCCCCCUUCUUGGAGUAAAGUUCACAAAUGAAUUUUUGUGACAUUU